GACGGUUCUGGCUGUCAUGCGCGUUUGAGAGUGAAGCAAGGACAUGACAUGAGGCUUAAAUUUCUCACAGAGGAGUAAAACGUCCGCCGCAGCUUCUUUAAAUUAUUCGUUGAAAGUGUUUUUUUUUUUAAAUGUUCCGUUACUUCCUGUCGGUUUCGGCUUCUGUAACAAACUCGAGCUAGCUAAGCUAAUCGUCUGGCUGCUAUUAGCUUGUAAGUGAAAUUAGCAGGCUAAUUUAACUGUGUUCACAGGUUUGCGACUUUUAAAUCUGAAAGAGCAUGGCGUUAAUCCUGUUUACGAGGUCCAGAGCACCUUUAAUGAAAACGUCCCGGUCGUUGAAGAGCGAGUUCCGGAAAGGAAAAGGGAAACUCCAGGAUGGAUCCUACUUCAGCUGCACAGCCCUCAGACUCACCUGUCACAGGCUCGACGGGCUCCGGUUCGGCAGCCUGACCCAGUCCUCCUCCGUGUGUCCGCCCCUCCCUUCGUCCGAUGAACACGUAGGGUCCUGUCAGAACCUGGACCUGCGGCGGCUUCACUGCGCUUCAGCAGCAGGGUGCUUCUGGUCCCUGCACCCUGCUGCCACAGCGGGGACCCACAGGACAGCGGCCCACCUGCAGGACUUCCCCGGCGUCCGGUGGAUCCACACGUCCAGGAGGCGAUGGGACGACUCCAAACUGGAGAAGUCGCUGCGCUCGUUAAAGGACAAGAAGAAGCUGGAGGAAGGGGGUCCGGUCUACAGCCCCACGCUGGACUCGGAACCCGUCAGACGGACGAUCAGACAUCGGGUCGUCAGCGAAAUCAAGCACUACUACCACGGCUUCAGGCUGCUGUGGAUCGACACCACCAUCGCCGCUCGGCUGCUGUGGAAGGUCCUGAAUGGAAACACCUUGACACGCCGCGAGAGGAGACAGUUUCUGAGGACGUGUGCAGACGUCUUCAGGCUGGUGCCCUUCCUGGUCUUCAUCAUCGUUCCCUUCUUGGAGUUCCUCCUUCCUGUGGUUCUGAAACUCUUUCCCAACAUGCUGCCGUCCACCUUCGAGACUCAGUCCAAGAAGGAGGAGAGGCUGAAAAAGGAGCUGAGGGUCAAACUAGAGAUGGCAAAGUUCUUGCAGGACACCAUCGAGGAGAUCGCUUUGAGGAACAAGGCCACCAAGAGCAACGUGACGGAGGAGUUCUCCACCUUCUUCCAGAAGAUCAGGGACUCCGGGGAGCGUCCCAGUAACGAGGAGAUCAUCAAGUUCUCCAAGCUGUUCGAGGACGAGCUCACUCUGGACAACCUGACCCGACCCCAGCUGGUGGCUCUCUGCCGCCUGCUGGAGCUGCAGUCCAUCGGAACCAACAACUUCCUGCGCUUCCAGCUCAUCAUGAAGCUCAGGGCCAUCCGCGCAGACGACAAGCUGAUCGCAGAAGAAGGAGUGGAGAGCCUGAACGUGAAGGAGGUGCAGACGGCCUGCCGGGUCAGAGGGAUGAGGUCUCUGGGAGUCACGGAGGAACGACUGAGAGAGCAGCUCAGCCAGUGGUUGGACCUGCACCUGAACAAACAGAUUCCCACAUCUCUGCUGCUUCUGUCUCGAGCCAUGUACCUGCCUGACACGCUGUCUCCUGCCGACCAGCUGAAAACCACUCUGCAAACACUUCCUGACAUGGCCGAGGGCGAGUCGGAGCCUGAGCCCAGCGUGGUGAAGCUGAGCGAGGCCGAGGCGGAGUCGUCUCAUUCAGAGACGCUGAAGGACCCAGCUCCUCCUGUAGAGGGACUGAAGCGGCAGCCUGCUCUGCACUUCCAGGAUGAGGAGAUCACUAAAGAAGAGAUUGACCUGUUGAGUGACGCCUUUUCAAAGCUGAAGGAGCAGAAGAAACUUCUGACUCUGGAGAAAGAAGAGCUGGAGGAGCUKAAAGACGAUGUUCAGGAGUACAGCGAGGACUUGGAGGAGAUGAAGAGCGAGUUUUCUAAGACGGGUCAAGAGAAGUCUCUGGAGGAGUCGAAGGCCAGCAAGCGUCUGUCGAAGAGGGUGACCCGGAUGAUCAGUCGCAUCGACAAGAUCAUCCUGGAGCUGGAGAAGGACAAGGUCGUCCUGGACGGACAGGUGGACAGUGGAGCCACGCCCCCCGUCAGUUCUUUCCGCACCUUCAGGGAGAACCUGGUCGGCAUGGACGAGCUCAUCGGCAUCAUGCGGCAGAUCCAGAACAUUCCCGAGGACAAGCUGCAGCGGAUCGCCGAGACCCUCGACGAAAACAAAGACGGGAAGAUUGACAUCGAUGAUGUCAUCAAAGUGGUGGAGCUGAUCGACAAAGAGGACAUCGACAUCGCAACCUCGCAGGUGGCGGACAUCUUGGCGAUGGUGCAGAAGGAGGAGAAGCUGAUGGAGAAGGAAAAGGCUAAAGAGAAGUUGGAGAAGGAGCAGGCAGCUAAACUCAGCAGCUGAACUCAUGAAUGUGUAGGGAUCAAACGGUGGUGACAGGUACUCCUGGGAGGCUGCUCUCUGAAAAUCUGCUCUUUUAAAACAUGUUUUAAACACUAUUUAAAACUCGUUACUUCACUGAUUCUGCUCGUUGCUUCUUUAGAGUGAUCGGAUACUCGAUUUGUUCUUAAAUAAGCUGUUAAAAUUUAAAAAACAGACGUGUUGCUGCAGCUCAGGUUUGGGAAGUUUGUCGUUUUGGUUUCUGAAAUGAACCGUUUCUGGAUUCACUCAGUAAAAAUCACCUUCAUUCCUCCUUUUCUGUUGGUUUCUUCAUCAUCAUCAUCAUCAUCCUGUUUCUGUUGUUUUAUUUUCUGAAGGAGGCUGAGACCAAAGACAACAAAAGCAACAUAAAUGAAAUGUUGAAUGUAAAAUGAGUCCAGAUGUACAUAUUAAAUGUAGUUUUGUUGAAAUGGUGCUACAGAUGCUCGUACAGGUUUAAACGGAACUUUUUGUUAAAGCAGUUCAGUCGACACUCAUACCUCCUUGUGUUUGACGGGAUCAUUGUGAUUGGACGUUCAUUUGGGCUCAUUUAGGUUUGAGAGGCGGAGCUUGUUUCGGUCGUUGUUCGCUGACCGUGUCGACGUAUGAAAACAAACCAGAAAACACCCGACGGAGACCUCCACUGAGACGUAGUUCUUCUACAGCUGGGGUCUCAUCAGGCUGUGGCUGUCRGAGGACGUUUGGUGACUCCAAACUGUGAGAAAGUUUGCUUAGUUUCAGUUGAAGUCUCACUGAUUUGAUUGAUUGUGACCAGUCACKGCUCAUUUUUCUAUAGUUUAGCUCGUUAUUUCAUCGUCCACAUCAAACCUGGCCUAAUUAGAUCCGAUUAAACUGAUUCAGAUACAUUGUCCUGCUUUAGCCCCGCCCCAGCCUAUUUUAGCCCCGCCCAGUCUACUUUAGAUCCUCCUCAGACUGAUUCAGAUGCACUCCUCCUGCUUUAGCCCCGCCCCAGCGUGUUUUAGCUCCACCUAGUCUGAUUUAGCCCCGCCCCAGCCUUCUUUAGCUCCGCCUCAUUCUGCUUUAGAGUGGCCUUUAUGUCCACAAGAAAACCGUUUUGAAAUGAAGAACCGUUUUAUUUUAAAUCUGCAACAAAUCAGAAAUGAUUUGGUCAAACUAAAAAAAAAAAAAA
Messenger RNA from Austrofundulus limnaeus, 3588 nucleotides. It is a transcript of the gene letm1, whose product is annotated as leucine zipper-EF-hand containing transmembrane protein 1. Gene Ontology annotation, biological process: intracellular monoatomic cation homeostasis. The record is from RefSeq and is a predicted model, not a curated record. Gene Ontology annotation, cellular component: mitochondrial inner membrane. Gene Ontology annotation, molecular function: ribosome binding; calcium ion binding. Lineage: Eukaryota; Metazoa; Chordata; Actinopteri; Cyprinodontiformes; Rivulidae.